CAGCAGGAAGAAGAAACAUGGAUAUCCAAUCCACACAACUUUACCGGAGGAAAUUGGAGAUACGUUGUCCUUUCACCAGGGCAGACAGUAUUUUUUCCGUCCGGCACUAUCCAUUUCGUCUUUCGAGUACAAGGGGAACAGACGUUCGCGCUAGGUGGCCAUAUUCUUCAGUGGUCUAGCGUAGAUCGAUGGCUUGAAGUGGUCAUCGCUCAGAUGAAAAACCCGGAAAUUACGAACGAAGAUAUAGAACAAAGUGCUUCAAAGUACGUCUGCAUCGUCAAGGAGCUUCUGGAAAAUCGG
Messenger RNA from Lasiosphaeria miniovina, 300 nucleotides. RefSeq lists its product as uncharacterized. The transcript has a single exon. NCBI's taxonomy places the organism in Eukaryota, Fungi, Ascomycota, Sordariomycetes, Sordariales, Lasiosphaeriaceae. The record is from RefSeq and is a predicted model, not a curated record. The annotation marks the transcript as partial.